This is a messenger RNA of Mus pahari (shrew mouse), 3542 nucleotides long. It is a transcript of the gene Cenpc, whose product is annotated as centromere protein C. The coding region runs from base 162 to 2858 and encodes 898 amino acids. The record is from RefSeq and is a predicted model, not a curated record. Gene Ontology annotation, cellular component: kinetochore. The transcript is spliced from 20 exons. NCBI's taxonomy places the organism in Eukaryota, Metazoa, Chordata, Mammalia, Rodentia, Muridae. Gene Ontology annotation, biological process: spindle attachment to meiosis I kinetochore; attachment of mitotic spindle microtubules to kinetochore; kinetochore assembly. Gene Ontology annotation, molecular function: centromeric DNA binding.
GAGGGCAGGAGGGCCGGGCGAACCGAGAAAGGCGGGCUGAUAGUUUAUUUACGCGCAGCUCGGGGGACGCCUCCGUCCGCAAUCUUGCUCUAACCCUCCUGGAACCCUGGCCGGCUUGGAUUUCCCUCUCAGGCCUCCGUUGGACCUAGUGGGCCGGAACCAUGGCCUCGUUCCAUCUAGAUCAUCUAAAGAACUACCACAGAAGAUUUUGCCGGCCUUCCAGAGCACCCAACAUUCAUACAAAGAAAGGCCAGAACAUGCUGGAAAUCUUACAAGAUUGUUUUGAAGAACAGAAUUUUACAGAGUCAUUGACUUUAACACCUAAAGAGAAAGCCGAUUAUAGUCAAUCAUUAGGCGAAGAGUGCCCAGCGUCACAUUCAAAGCCAGUUCCAGUGUCUUCAAAGACGGGAGAAGCUCCUCUGCAAGCCUCUGCAGAGCCAAGGGAAGCCGCCAGCGGAUCAGUUCAGGCUAAUGAAGUUCACCAUGGUGCAUCUGAUGAAUCGCGCUCAUCUAUUGGCUCCCCUGUGGUUCUUUUGGGUGCAAACAUGUCGGCGUCACAGAAAGCUGUUUCAUCUGCUGGCCAAAAGAGAGUGGCUUCUGUCGCAAGGAGUCCAGUAGAUAAGCAGGCUUCAAAUACAAACAUUUCUUUUAAAACCAGGAAAAGGUUAAAUUUUGAAGAUAAAGUUAUUUCAAACACAGCAGAAAUAGAGAACAGUGCGUUACCAGUAGAGGAUAACAUAUCCGAGGGACAAGAAGGGACAUCAUCAGAAAUUACUCAGAAAAGAGACGAUCUGAGUUUUGAAGUCCAAUCACGUUCUAAGAAGAGUUUUUCAGAGUUAUAUUUAGAGACUGUCAAGAGGAAAAAUAAAUCCAGUUCCGUGGUCAGGCACACAGCAGCAGUUCCAUCUUCUCCGCCUCCUCUAAACGACAUAAAAUUAUUAGAAGAUGAAUUUAUUAUUGAUGGGUCAGAUAGAAGUUUUUCAAGUCGACCUUGGGUGCUGAUACCAAAGAAAGACAGGCAUCUGAGCCCCCACAAGCCAUCUCCUGAAAACAUUGCACUGCUUCAAGGUAAGAAGUCAAGAGAGAAACCUCAGAGUUUAUCUGCAACGACUUUUGUAAGUAACACACAGUCUGAUAAGGCUCACCCAGUAGAGGAAGCUCAGCUCUCUGUUGAUGAAAACCUGGGAACUACUUGGACUGAUGAGUUGGAGAAUGACUGUAGAUCUACAGAAAAUAAAAUGCACUCUAAGACUGCCAAAAAACCACCUGCACGGAAAAGAACUACGAAACGGAAGCAGAGGAGAGUGUCUAAGCCUAAAGAAGCUGAAGAGCUCAGUGUGGGACAGAGCAACCGUGAGAAUAGCAGUGUGUCAAACACUGGCCAAGACAAGUUACAGAUCAAUUCGAAAAGAAAUAUGAGGGACUGUGAAGAGGUGAGGAAUGAGCCUAGUCCCAAGAAACAUAAGGCAGCUCUUGAAAAUAAGAAAAAAACCAAUAGCACCCAAACCAAUAAGGGGAAAUCUGGAAAGAAAUGUUUUUCUGGUGGGUCCAAGAACAAAUUUGUUCCUGAAGAAGUAACUGUGGCUUCCAGGAGAGAGCGUAGAGUUUCUCAGCAUCCAUCUGACUGGUGGAUCGUAAAACCAGAUGAAAGUUCUGUUGAUGGAAAUUCUUCAAAAGAAAAUGACUCAUCAGUGGUAUAUCCCAAUAAAAAAAAACAGACUAAGAGAAAUCAUGUAUCUAAGAAUACUGGGAAGAAAUCUUGUCCAUCAAAAAGACAGAAGACAGAGAUCAGCUCAAGAGUACAGAAGUCUUUAAAUGUAAAGGGUUCUGGAGGAACUGUUAGUGGCCAUGAUGACAUUUCUAGUUCCCAGAGGAAGCCAUUGAAAAGCAUUGAGGCAGAUCCAACUCAGAAGAGCCUUGAUAUUUCUGGACCUAAAAGAGGCUGUAAGUAUCAAAACAAUGUUAUGAUAUCACCAAAUGUUCAUUUAAAGUCUCAUACUGAGGAAUAUACAAGCAAGACACAAAUGGAGUCUGCUUCAAAUUCAGAAGUGUCUAAACGUUCAGUGUGGGAAGAAAGUGGACCUUCCAGGCUCAAGAAUUAUGAAAUGCCAGGAAGCAGUAAUUCUGUGUUGGAUAAUGAAAAGGACCAGAAGAGUUUGCAUUUGAAAACAAGAAGUUCUAAUAUGGUACCAGAUAAAAAAUUACAUCACAAAUUAGUACUGCCCUCCAGCUCACCAGGUGUUCGUCGAUCUAAUAGAAUACGUUUGAAACCUCUGGAGUAUUGGCGAGGGGAACGAAUAGAUUAUCAAGAAAGCUCCUCUGGACGACUUGUGGUUGAAAUAGUAUCCCCAGCUUCAGCAUCCACCAAAAUAAAGGCAAAGAGAAACCUCGGCAAAGUCAACAAAAAAGUUACCAAGAAACAGUUCCAACUCGAUAGCUGUGAAAGGACUAAGAUGAAGUUGACUCGGGAUGUACCUCUGGGAGAUCCCUUUCAGGCAACAUUGGUAAAGGACCCAGAAACAAGAGAGCUUGUCCCCAUGGAUCUUAUAAGACCGCGAGAUACAUACCACUUUUUUGUUGAGCAACAUGGUUUGAAAGUUUUUAAAACAUUGGAUACAACAUUUUUUUCUACUGGAAAAUUGGUUUUAGGACCCUAUGAAGAGAAAGGAAAACAGCAUGUUGGCCAAGAUAUAUUGGUUUUUUAUGUUUACUUUGGUGACCUUUUAUGUACAUUACAUGAAACACCUUAUAACAUAACUACCGGGGAUUCAUUCUAUGUUCCUUCAGGUAAUCAUUACAACAUUAAAAACCUCUUGAAUGUGGAAAGUUCUCUUCUUUUUACUCAAAUAAAAAGGUGAAAUAAAUGUGCAUGUAUAUAAAAUAGAUUGUUUAUAUGUAAAUUUUUAUAAAUAUUAUUUUAAAGUAAAAUUUUUGUUUAGUUUUGUAUUAAUCAUUUCAUACUCCUUGUUAAACAUUUCAUAAUCUUGUAUGUAUCUUUUGAUUUUUCCUUGAGUGUAAAUACUAUGUUUAGUGAUGACCAUUUUGUUGGUAUUGCUUUGAUAAUAUUGAAAAGAAAAAAAAAACAAAACACCCCUGGCAGUGGGCAGAGUGGCACCUUGUUUGUGGUGGUGUUCUUAUAUCAGUCAGGGGCAGAGCACAUGGCAGUCCUUUGAUCAUCCUAGUUUGAUGCCUGGCUUGGUGGCCAAAGCUGUUUCAUGCCUAGGGCGCAUAAAAUCCUGACACUCUUCUGUUACUACUAUUCAAGCCUAGUGAUUACUGUGAAGCAAGCAUCUGAACCAAUAUACAAAAGGUGGUUAUGGCAUAAGGAGACUACAUGGGUGCCUCUUGUCGUGCCUGUAUGGGGGCACCAAUGUGCAUGCUGAGGUGCAAAAGUUGCAAAUGGGAGCUCCCCAUAUCAUCGUGAGCACCCCUGGCAGGGUAUUUGUAUGCUUAACUGGAGAUACCUGUCCCCUAAAUACAUCAAGAUGUUUGUACUGGAUCAAGCCGAUGAAAUGUUAAGCCAUGGGUUCAAGGAUCCAUAU